Messenger RNA from Geodia barretti, 386 nucleotides. The record is from the annotation of a GenBank genome assembly. NCBI's taxonomy places the organism in Eukaryota, Metazoa, Porifera, Demospongiae, Tetractinellida, Geodiidae.
UUAGUUCACGACGAGGAUCUGGAUCAUUAACUAUGGGGGGAAAGGCAGAGCUGCAGCAACUGAGGUCCAUUCUGAGCCUCAGCUACGGCCCACUUGGCGCUGGAGCCAUGUUUCAGCCCACUCCGGGUAGAGGUCAUGUGACGUGUACAGCCACCUCCCAGAGACUACUGCCCAUGUUGAUGACAUCGUCACCGGUUGGGCGACUCGUCGUUGACUCGCUGGCCACCCACUCUCAAACGUACAGAGACUGCGGCCUGUUUGCUGGGCUCCUGGCAACCGAUCUGAUCCUUAGUGGGCUGGAUUUGGGUCUUCCACAGCAUCAGGUUUCCUUGGUAACAAGCCACGCCCUCUCCCUGGUCACAAAUCUUCUUAUGACGAAGGGGGAA